AUGCCCUCCUUUCUCGCCGCAGUCACCUUCCUGCUUGCCCUCAAUAUUAGCAUCACAUCCGCCGCGCACGCCGGCUUCCACGUCCAAUAUCCAUGGAUGUCCCGCGGUCCAAACCCUAGGACCCGGCCAGAGAUAGAUCGGUUUAACCCUUUCUGCGGGGAAAUAGUGCACAACCCCCAAGGAUACUCGCGCCACUCUCGCGGGUUUCUCUCCUUCUCCGGCCAUCCCGGGGACCUUGUGACGGCCCUCUAUACUCGACAUAGAGUGCCAAGGAAUAGAGACGACUUCCCCUACAUCAUCCUGCAGGACGUGCCCAUCCAGCCUUCGGGGCAGCUAUGUGUGAAUGUCACGAUACCAUUUGAGACCAAGGUCGAUGAGAUGGGAGUCAUGUACUUCGAGGCGAGGGAUCCGCGCACGGGCAAUGUGCAACACUAUUGCUCGGACGUCAGGAUGGCUGACAUCAACGCUCUCCCGGAGGAUCAUCCGGCUAUGUGUGCGGCUAACAACGAGACGCUUAUUCCCAUGCCGGAUGAGUACCUGUAG
Messenger RNA from Cucurbitaria berberidis CBS 394.84, 543 nucleotides. RefSeq lists its product as uncharacterized. Bases 1 to 543 code for a protein of 180 amino acids. NCBI's taxonomy places the organism in Eukaryota, Fungi, Ascomycota, Dothideomycetes, Pleosporales, Cucurbitariaceae. The record is from RefSeq and is a predicted model, not a curated record. The transcript is spliced from 3 exons.